Athene cunicularia (burrowing owl) is the source of this 1787-nucleotide messenger RNA. RefSeq names its product iron-sulfur cluster assembly 1 (gene ISCA1). Lineage: Eukaryota; Metazoa; Chordata; Aves; Strigiformes; Strigidae. Gene Ontology annotation, cellular component: mitochondrion; cytoplasm. The transcript is spliced from 4 exons. The record is from RefSeq and is a predicted model, not a curated record. Gene Ontology annotation, biological process: iron-sulfur cluster assembly. Gene Ontology annotation, molecular function: 2 iron, 2 sulfur cluster binding. Bases 1 to 315 code for a protein of 104 amino acids.
AUGCGGACCCCAUCAGCUGUUCAGAAGAUAAAACAGCUUCUUAAAGAUAAACCUGAGCAUGUAGGCGUGAAAGUAGGUGUACGUACAAGAGGAUGCAAUGGACUUUCUUACACGCUAGAAUACACAAAAUCGAAAGGAGACUCUGAUGAAGAAGUAGUUCAAGAUGGGGUUAGAGUGUUUAUUGAGAAGAAGGCACAGCUGACACUUCUAGGAACUGAAAUGGACUAUGUAGAAGACAAACUGUCCAGUGAAUUUAUCUUCAAUAAUCCAAACAUCAAAGGAACAUGUGGCUGUGGAGAAAGCUUUAACAUCUGAAAUCUCAGGACGACUACUUUGACUUAGAACAGCCCAUAACACUUACUAUUAUGGCUCUCAGAAGCAAAUGUGUUUUCUUCAGGUUCAUAGGCUGCAUAUAGUAUGGAUAACAUUAAGAAAAAUAAAGUUUAAAAAUUUCAAAAUGUAAAUUUUGUGUUAAAUUUCACCACUGAUGUAGUUAUGCUGUUAUUUGUGAUGAGUUGGGAUCCAAAAGGUAAGAACAGUAAGUGCUGUAGUAAGACCUCUGUACUUUCACAUGCCAGUGAAAUAAAACCUCACUGUUCUUUACCUUUUCUCAUAUUUUUCGUCCUCUCUACUUGCACUUCCCCAUCCAAAACCCAUUUGAAAGAAUAUAUUGCCUGUGUGUUUUGCUAUUGGGAGGGGCGGGGAUGACACACCAAAAAAAACCCCUCCAACCAUUUGUAUGUGUUUGUUUAUAAAGACUUAUAUACACAGGUUCACAGCCCUCAGCUUCAGAGUUCACCAUGAUUAUGUGGAUAUUUGCUUUGCUUUUUGUAGAUUUCUGAUGCUUUAUUUUUUUUUUUACAUGUGGGUUUUCUGGUGGUUUAUUUUCCCAGAAAUAUGGGGAAGUCCAAAAAGAGGUUCAUGUAUUUCAUGUAUUUAUAAUGGUGGGCUACUAUAGCAUUGUUUGUAGAAAUACUUCAAACUGGGCUAACCCAAUUUUAAUUCUAUUCCUUUCCUUGUUAAAAGCACAGUCUGCUUAAAGUAAUUUUCAAGAACACAAAAUAUAUUCAGGCGCUAAAGUACUAAAGCAGGGUACACACAGGUCUUGUUUCUCACAUUUCUGUAAUUUAUCUUUCUUUUUGUAAAUUGCAAAGUUGGUAAAACUGCCUUCAGAUUCUGAUUUGCCAUGUUCACAGAAUGUGCUGUCUGCAUCAAAAGCUAUGAACAGUUUUUGAGAGAGGAAUCUUGCACUUCUCAUUACUUUUUUUCGUAGUCAUGUCUGCUACUAAUUUUGUACAGCUUGAACUCUGUUUUGUAACUCUGUAGAUGUUAGGGUUCUUUGCCAAAGUUUCUGGUAACUUCUGUUGAACUCCUGUCUUGAAGUUAACUUGGUAACAAGAGAAAAAGCAUUUAUAAUUAAAAAUAAUCCUAGUAUUUCAUAAUUGCUUUAAAUGAAUCUAGACUGUAAUGAAAAUACUAUGUUUAUAGGAGGCUUUUUUUUUUUUUUUAAGAAUUUAAACUUUCUUCUAGUCAGAAUUUUGGUUUUGUAAACCAGUGUUCUUCAGGCCUAUAAAGUCUUCAGCACUUCUUCACUGGUGUUCUGACAGAAGUGUAAAUGUCUCUCUAGGCCUCCCUAAAAGCUGGUAUGAAAGAAGUACUGUUACAUCCUUUGAUCUCCAUGCCUCCCUGGUUGCCCAAUGGUGACAUUGUGCAGCUAAAGUGCUCACUUGAGCAGACGAGAAGAUGUCUGCCUGGGCAACUGAUUGAAACAGCUGCAUUAAAGAGGG